UUCGGACGCAACGCCAGAGUCGGACGCGGAGGAGGGGCGGGGGGAGUGAGUCCAUUCCAUUUCUCUUUCUUUUUCUCAUCGCCUAAAUUCCUUCCCAGAAAAUCUCUCUUCUCUUCUCUUUCUUUCUUUCUUUCGUUUUCUCUGGAUUUCCGACGAUCGAUCCAGAUUCUGGCGAGAGAGCGCAGAGAUGCAGAGGUCUCGCGAUCAGAUUCACCGCUCAAGAUCUGCCAAACCCGCCACAAUCCAUUCAUACGCCCACUCCGGCGAUCUUCUCGGUUUUCAGAGGCUUCUUCGCGAAAAUCCCUCUCUUCUCAACGAGAGAAAUCCUGUUAUGGUACAAACCCCUCUCCAUGUGUCUGCUGGUAACAACAGGGCCGAUAUAGUUAAAUUUCUUCUUGAGUUUCCAGGGCCGGAGAAGGUUGAGUUGGAAGCCAAGAACAUGUACGGAGAAACUCCUUUGCACAUGGCAGCAAAGAAUGGAUGCAAUGAUGCUGCACGUUUACUUCUUGCUCAUGGUGCUUUUAUUGAAGCCAAAGCUAAUAAUGGGAUGACACCGCUACACCUUGCUGUCUGGUAUUCACUUCGUUCGGAAGAUUUCUCAACUGUCAAGACAUUGCUAGAGUACAAUGCUGAUUGCUGUGCUGAGGACAAUGAGGGAAAGACACCUAUAAACCAUCUGUCAAAAGGCCCUGGUAGUGAAAAGUUGAGGGAGCUAUUAGUCUGUCACCUUGAAGAGCAGAGAAAGAGAAGAGCAAUUGAAGCAUGCAGUGAAACUCAAGCUAAGAUGGAUGAACUUGAAAAUGAGUUAUCAAACAUAGUGGGCUUGAAUGACCUCAAGAUACAAUUACGAAGAUGGGCAAGGGGAAUGCUUUUGGAUGAGAGGCGUAGGGCUCUUGGCCUAAAAGUUGGCACCCGAAGACCACCUCAUAUGGCUUUCCUUGGUAACCCCGGAACAGGUAAAACCAUGGUCGCCCGUGUUCUUGGAAAAUUACUCCACAUGGUGGGAAUUCUACCUACUGACAAGGUAACAGAAGUACAACGGACUGAUUUGGUUGGCGAAUUUGUUGGUCAUACUGGACCGAAGACUAGGAGGAAGAUAAAGGACGCUGAGGGAGGAAUUCUAUUUGUGGAUGAAGCAUAUCGAUUGAUACCCAUGCAGAAGGCAGAUGAUAAGGACUAUGGUUUGGAAGCAUUAGAAGAGAUCAUGUCUGUUAUGGACAGCAGAAAAAUAGUGGUCAUAUUUGCUGGGUAUAGUGAACCAAUGAAACGUGUAAUUGCUUCAAAUGAAGGCUUCUGCAGAAGGGUGACCAAGUUUUUCCACUUCAAUGACUUCAAUUCGGAAGAAUUAGCGACUAUUCUCCAUCUUAAGAUGAAUAACCAAGCAGAGGAUAGCUUAUUGUACGGGUUUAAGUUGCAUGCUUCCUGCACUGUGGAAGCUGUUGCAGGAUUGAUACAGAGAGAAACAACCGAAAAGCAGCGUAUGGAGAUGAAUGGAGGUUUAGUAGACCCAAUCCUAGUAAAUGCCAGAGAAAACUUGGACCUGAGGCUCAACUUUGACUGCAUUGACACUGAAGAACUACGUACAAUCACCUUAGAGGAUUUAGAAGCAGGAAUUCAGCUUUUAUCCCAAUGAGAUCGAUUCCAGCUUAAGUUAAGUCUUAAAGGAAAAAGAGUUUAUUCUUUUCACAGCCUGACAGAAGUCUCAUUCAAAUUAAACAGAAGCAAUUCUUUCCACAGGCCUCUCUUCUGAUGCGAUCCACAUGAUCGCGUGGUCUUGCUGCGGAUGAUUCAGAAGCUGAGAUGCUGCGGUCUUGAUAACAUGAAGGACUAAUUCUUGUCAUUCAUCAUUUUAUAUGCUGUAGAUGUUUCUGCUUUUCCUCAUUGUAUUCAUUGUUUUUUACUGCCUCCUUUUCAGCAUCAAUAAAUGUGGUUUUUUGAGUAGUUC
Morus notabilis is the source of this 1945-nucleotide messenger RNA. RefSeq names its product protein CbbX. The record is from RefSeq and is a predicted model, not a curated record. Lineage: Eukaryota; Viridiplantae; Streptophyta; Magnoliopsida; Rosales; Moraceae. The transcript is spliced from 7 exons. Gene Ontology annotation, molecular function: ATP binding; protein binding; ATP hydrolysis activity. The coding region runs from base 188 to 1633 and encodes 481 amino acids.